This is a messenger RNA of Melanotaenia boesemani (Boeseman's rainbowfish), 4005 nucleotides long. It is a transcript of the gene bri3bp, whose product is annotated as bri3 binding protein. The transcript is spliced from 3 exons. The record is from RefSeq and is a predicted model, not a curated record. Bases 126 to 827 code for a protein of 233 amino acids. NCBI's taxonomy places the organism in Eukaryota, Metazoa, Chordata, Actinopteri, Atheriniformes, Melanotaeniidae. Gene Ontology annotation, cellular component: mitochondrion.
CUCAACCUGUCUGUCAUCUUCCUGGCAAGGUGUCACUGUGGGCAGCUAGCUGCACGUUCUGCUUUGAGUUUAAUUUAAUAUUAUUGAUACAUACUUGUGUUUGACAUCUCUAAGCGUGUGGUGCCAUGAAAGGAAUCAGGUUUUUUGUGAUUUUCCUGGUGCUUUCCGCGUCUUUAUUGUGCACAUCCGAAGCGGGCAGAAGCAGGACCAGCAACCAGAACAGCUUCCGACGGGCAGCUAACGGCAUCUAUCAGACUCUCAGCAGUGUGUUUGGAGAAGAAAACAUUAGAGGGUUAUACAAGUUUUUCUCCAAAGCAACGGAGCGGUUUGUCCAUGGAGUGGACUCUUUCCUGGACACCAUCUGGAAGAUCUGGUCAGAUUUGCUGGAUGUGAUGGGCAUUGAUUCUUCAAACCUCAGCCACUACUUUAGCCCCACAUCUCUCACCAACUCCCCAGCACGUGCCCUGCUCCUGGUUGCUGCUGUGCUCUUGGCUUACUGGUUCCUCUCUAUGUUCCUGGGGGGGUUCUUUUACCUGCUACAUGCCGUCUUUGGACGCUUCUUCUGGCUCGCACGUGUCACACUCUUCGCUUUGUCCUGCCUCUACAUCCUGCAGAAGUUUGAGGGUGACCCUGAGCGUGCGGUGUUGCCGCUGUGCUUCAUCAUGGCCGUGUACUUCAUGACUGGGCCCGUGGGAGCGUACUGGCGUCGGGGAGGCGGGGCAGGCUCGCUGGAAGAGAAGAUCGACCACCUAGACACCCAGAUCAGGCUGCUGAACAUCAGGCUGAGCCGUGUCAUAGACAGCCUGGAACACAGCGGGGAUCAGUAGACUAACUGUAAGCUGCAACCAGGAUGAGUUUUGAGGGGAGGGUUGGGGGCAAACCAGGUGUAAUUGUUAAAGUGGUACAAUCCUACAGAAACACAACUACUGAGUACUUACAACUCUACUGUCAGGUGGGGGAGAAACUAGAUUUGAACACAAUGUUUUAAAGGCUUGAGUCAGUUUUGGUAAUGAGUAAACAAAUUCCUCAGAUGCAUGGACAGUUUACUUGGAGUUCACAAAAAAAAAACCAAACAUUACGUCUUUAAUUUUUGCCUCAAGGAUUUGGAAGGUUUUUCUACAUCUGCUGUGAAGUUAUCAGAUAUUUUGGGCAUCUGGCCUAAUUCUGCACCUCAGCUACUUUUGAGAAGCUUCCUAAUUGGUGAAUUUUUUUUUUUUUUUUUUUUUUUUUUUUUGGUGUGUGCAGAAGUACUAACAAUACUUCUGGUGAAUAAAUAAACAUAUUUUAUGUAUGUUUGUUUAUGAAAAUGACCAGGUGCUCAAGACUUGGUUUUGUCCACAAAAAGUGUCCUCCUUUUGAGACUUCUUGGGGGGGGGGGGGGGGGUAUAACAGGCUGGGACUGAUACAUGGUUAUUUCUAAUAUGUAAAAGCAUAAAUAUGUUAGAUAGUUGUCCAUAGUAAGAUUUAUUUAUUCCAUUUCCAUCCAGACUGUAAAAACACAUCUAUCUAGUUCAUGUCACUGAGUCACGAUUCCAUAGUGACGAGAGUUUAACCAUCAGGACCUCUUUUUCUCAUGUGAAUGUGGGUGGGUGCCAGGGCAAAUUCCUCUCAGAGACCUGCUCAAACGUGUGUGCGUGUGUGUGUGUGUGUGGUGGGGGGGUUAGCUAAUGGAAAAGUACUGUACUAAAGUCACCAUCUGACUGUGAGGAAAAUGCAGACAGCCAGCAAUAUCUCAGGGAUUCACCCAACACAUACACUUAACUGGAAUUAGAUAUCAAGUGUGUUAAAAUCGUGUACUGGUCUCUUUGAGCCUCAUCACAGUUCGAAUGUGAGUUUCGUAUUCUCACUUACAAUACUUGUCAUUUUGCAUUACGUGCAGUUGCAAAGUUUGAUUCAUGCCUGAAAUCUAAACCAAAUCCAGACUUCACUCAUCUUUUCGAUGCAGCGAAUUUAUUGUAGGGAUGUGAACUGUAGCCAGUGGCUCUAACCUUAAUUGGGAAAUAGAUGUUAUAAAACACUUGUGGACAAAAGAUUUCUCACAUCUUGACAUAAAUCUGUUAUUUAAUGAUCUGGGCAUAAGGGCAAUCAGCUUUUCAGUUUUCAGAUUAAAUGAGGGCGAGUGCCUUUUGAUUCUAUAGACAGAAAACUAAUGUACAGCACUUUCCUUUUUAGCUCUGUUAUGGAAAUUUGUGCGUCAUUUAUUUAAGCUACUAAGUGAUCAUCAGUAUUUUUAAAUAGUACUUAAGAACAAGUGAUUAAAUCAUGCAGUAUAACAUUGUUUAAAAUAAUAUUGUAGGCUUCCUAAUUACUGUCAUUUGUGUAUUAUUUCUGUUUGUUUUUUUUGUGUGUGUACAGUCUCAACAUAAUGGCCUUUUUCAUUCUUUUCUUAUUCGUACAUGUGUCACAUAUCUCCAUCUAGUUAAAUAACCCCCCCACCGCUUUUAUACUGCAUGUAAACUGAUCCCAGUGCCGUCCAGGUCCAGUGAGAGAGACUGGGUGCAGGACACAUGUCAGGAAUGUUGCUGAUGGUAAUUUAAUUUCAAUACUAAGGUAAAAGAAUGAGUUCAUCUUUGUAACAUGCUCCUCAUAGAUUACAUUUAUUGCUGCACUGUUAUACCAGGUACAGCUUCAUGAACUCUGGCUCUUUCCCCAGCAUAGUCUUGUGAUUCUCAGUUUUUUGCUUUCCUUUUCGGUUAGAUCUUGAAAUUGAGUGCUCUCAAAAUGCAGACAAAAGGAAAAAAAAAUGUACGUAUUUGUGGCUUGAUUUAUGGAUUUUUCAAGAACAGUUUACCAACCCAGCUCAUGUAUCUGAUGUAAUGUGGGGUUUAGUUGCAUGUUGCUUUUAUGCUUUUUUUUUUUUUACAAUUCAAAGUAUUCAUGUUGUUGACUGUCUAGGUAGAGAACCCUUACCAAAUGUGAUGUGUGGUGUGAUGAAUUAGCCAGAAAGUGAUAUUUUUAAAUCUUAUUACUGUACAAGUUGUAUUUUUCUGUAUUUUUUAACAUGUGCACGAUUUACUGAACUUCGUAGACCAAACUGCAACACCUGAAAGGCUCUUUAACAUGACAGGAUGGAGCUCGAUAUAAAACCAGUCCUUCCUCAUUCCAUGACCACUCUUUGUAAAGCCCUCGGAUGCAAAGGUACAUUUUGAAUAUGAAUAGAAAAAUCUGUCAUUUUUUCUUUUCUCAGAGGAGCUGCUGACAUGAGAAAUGAGCUUGAUCCUGGUGUCUUGUGAUGUAUUGAUAGCCUGCAGAUCAGACUGAAACCAUUGUGUAUGUUUGAAGACGAAAUGACGUGUGACCUGUGGAGGUGUUCGGCAAAUAAUGCUUGUGUUGAAGGAAGGUGUAACCCAUCUUACACUGGAUCAAUUGCAAUAUUGUGUUGAAGUUCAGACAUGUUCAUGUGAUGUACUACGGCUUGUUGGGGAUUUUCAAGAAUUUUUUCUUGCAUUUUAGACACUGAAAACUAAUGAAUGGAUUAUGGAAACACUCAGAAGGAUCCAAGAGGGAGACUUCCUUUGAGAUAUGGAGGAAACCGUAAAUACUGAAGUUGCCACUGGCUGUAGAGCUACUCGUGUAUUACUUAGAAGCGUGUUGGUAUCUGUCAGCAUUAGGUUGAAUGCUACACCCACAUUGUUUUUAUUCUGUCUUAACGAAUGACCUGUAAUUCCAUUCUUUUCUGUACUGUAUUCUUUUUCUAUUAUUCCAAGUAGCCUGCUUUUUAUACUAUGUGGUGCCAAUUAUGUGUUUUUAUUAUUUUAAUUUUCUUUGUUUUUUUUGUAGAUGCAGAUAGAUUUUUUUAUUUCACCAAUUGUCAUUUUUAUAGUUUUUUCCUUAAAUGUUUCUGUACUCGAGCUACGUGACAAAAAGCCACUGUUCUGCCUGCUGUUGUGUUUGUGUUAGAGUGGGUGUCUUUAUAAAAGCCUGUUAGUUGGGAAAACAUUUUUUUUGUGUCAAAGUGAAAAUGAGGUCCAGAUUUGAAUAAACACCGCCAUAUGGCUGAAUGUC